Messenger RNA from Oncorhynchus gorbuscha (pink salmon), 5483 nucleotides. RefSeq names its product phosphatidylinositol 4-phosphate 5-kinase type-1 alpha-like. Gene Ontology annotation, molecular function: phosphatidylinositol kinase activity. The transcript has 17 exons. The record is from RefSeq and is a predicted model, not a curated record. NCBI's taxonomy places the organism in Eukaryota, Metazoa, Chordata, Actinopteri, Salmoniformes, Salmonidae. Gene Ontology annotation, biological process: phosphatidylinositol metabolic process. The coding region runs from base 702 to 2453 and encodes 583 amino acids.
ACACAUGGCACCAUCGAGGUGCGGGAUGUUUACUUUCUACACGAGUUGUUUUUCAGUUUCGACCUAAGAACAGAUUGUAGUGGUAAAAUAAAAAGGGAUUUUUUUUUGUGCCAUUAAGGCUAAAUUGAAUUCUAAACGUCACCCCGGUCAAAACGGGCUCUGCGAUGGGCCUGCGCUGGUGUUCCAGUUUAGCCAACGUUCUUUUGCAAAUUUCAGCCUUGGGUGAAUUUCGACUUGUUCUAUUGUCCAGCCUCCCCCUGCACUUUUAAGACAGUCCCAUAGCCGCAAGUGCAUAAUAUUUCCCCCAUUGAAAGCCAACGUAAAGUCACUUUUUGAAAACGGAGAAAAUAAAGUUUAUACCUUGCGCUCUACCAUCGGAAUUAAGAUAUCUCUAGGACCUUCAGUUGAAGAUGUAUUGACGAGCAAGCUCCGAAUAUCUGCCAACUAUCCAAACUGGAAACAAACCUACUGCGGUGAAUCUCGGCUGACAUUAACUGGAAAACUACGCUAGCUGAGUAAGAAGGACCCAACCCCUCAGCUCAUCCCAGCAAAACAAGUUUAUUUGGCUUGACUACCCUGGAUCAGAGCUGUGUUGAAACGCACCAGAACAAUCGCUUCGACGAAAAUAACGUUAACGCAAGGUAUUGCGUUUUAGUCAGCUAGCUUGUUGAAGCUUAGCAAGAAAAGUGCACGUUUCAGAAAUGGCCACAGCCGGAACAGUUAAUUCCGGUCCAGCGAGUUCCACUGUAGGCUCAACUGGGACUCAGAAGAUAGCUUCUUUAGAGGUUCUAGGGUCCUCAGGCUCGUCUCAAACUAUAAAGAAGACGAUUGGCCACCGUGGGCUUGACCCCACUGGGGAGACCACCUACAAGAAGACUACCUCGUCUGCCCUGAAAGGUGCCAUCCAGUUGGGCAUCACACACACAGUGGGCAGCCUGAGCCAAAAACCUGAGAGAGAUGUACUCAUGCAGGACUUUGAAGUGGUGGAGAGCAUCUUUUUCCCCAGUGAGGGCAGUAACCUGACCCCAGCCCACCACUACAGUGACUUCAGGUUCAAGACCUACGCUCCCAUCGCCUUCCGCUACUUCAGGGAGAUGUUUGGUAUCCGACCAGACGAUUACCUGUACUCGCUGUGUAACGAGGAACUGAUUGAGCUGUCCAACUCUGGAGCCAGCGGAUCUCUGUUCUACGUCUCAAGCGAUGACGAGUUCAUCAUUAAGACUGUGCAGCACAAAGAGGCUGAGUUCUUACAGAAACUAUUGCCUGGCUACUUCAUGAACCUGAACCAGAACAAGCGAACCUUGCUGCCAAAGUUCUACGGUCUCUACUGCAUCCAGGCAGGGGGAAAGAACAUCCGCAUUGUUGUCAUGAACAACCUGCUCCCGCGCGCCGUGCGCAUGCACCUCAAGUACGACAUGAAGGGCUCCACCUAUAAGAGACGAGCCUCAGCCAAGGAGCGAGAAAGGGCUGUGCCCACGUUCAAGGAUCUGGACUUCAUCCAGGACCUUCCCGAUGGUCUUCUGUUGGAACCAGACAAUUACAACGCCCUCAGCAAGACCAUCCAGAGAGACUGCUUGCUGCUACAGAGCUUUAAGAUCAUGGACUACAGCAUGCUGGUGGGGAUCCACAACCUGGAGCAGGCGGCCCGGGAGCGGGCUGGAGAGGUGGCCGACCAGAGGCCCCCACCGUCUCAGGGCCAAAAGUCCCUCUACUGCACUGCCAUAGAGGCCAUCCAAGGAGAGGCGCACGGCAAGGGAGCAGUGGACACUGAGGACAACAUGGGAGGUAUUCCAGCACGCAAUUCCAAGGGCAAGAGGAUGCUGGUGUACAUUGGUAUAAUCGACAUUCUGCAGUCCUACAGGUUUGUGAAGAAGAUCGAGCACUCCUGGAAAGCUCUGGUCCAUGAUGGGGAUACAGUGUCCGUGCACAGACCAGGUUUCUACGCUGACCGCUUUCAGAAAUUCAUGUGCAACACAGUCUUCAAGAAGAUUCCAUUGAAGACAUCCCCAUCAAAGAAGACCCGAGUGGGGACCCAGGCAGGCUUACGGAGGGCCAACACUGCAAGCUCCAGACCCUUUCCAUUCCCCCAGCCCAGCAGUAGCAGCAGCCUAGGAGUCCCACACUCCCAAAGUACAGAGACUGAGGGAGUCAGCGUGGUGCAGUCACGAUGCCCUGACAUACCACCAAAUACCCCCAUACAUGAUGUUGUCACCAGUAACUCUGUUGAAACAACCCUCUUCAAUUCCUUGUUGGGAAGCUCAAAGCUCGCUACCACAGCUCCCUCCGUCAGAUCUGUGGGAGAGGAGGUCCAUGAGGCAGCCAGUACAGAGGACGCUAGCACCCCCAAAAGUUUUGAAGCAGUGACCUCAGUGUUGUCAGUUGAUGAGUGCAUCGGUGGAUGUGACGUCAUCUCACUCAGUGACAUAGUUCCUCAGACAAGCAGCUGUCAUUGAACUAUUUACUGUGAAAGACUGAAAUGGACUAAUGUGAGGACAAUUAGGUCAAAGCAAGUCAAUGGAUGGGAUGAGUGUAAGAUGAAAAACUUUUUGAAGGCCUUAUGAAAGAGAAACAAUGGAAGGAUAAUGCGACAGAGGUAAAGGAGGGAAACAGAGAAAAGAAAGACUAAGAGGACUACAUUUGGAAUGCUACACACUCCAGAUGCUAUUAUGGGGACCAUACAUCCAAAUUCCAUUGAUGGGAUCCUUCUUGUUUGAACUUUCCAAACCCUGCACGGGAUUAGGUAGUACUGUGUCACAGUGCAUGGGUGCCUUUUCUAUUAGACCACAGUUGGUGGUGUAUUAGACAAGUACAUCUAAGUUGUAGUUGUUGUGCAUUGCAUCUCCGAAUGGGUGCCUCUGUCAGGACCUGCACAUCUCUGAAACUAAGAGACUCCUAGUAUUGUUAUAGUCGAGGCAGUGGUAGACAUGCUACAUUAAUAAGUUGCCUUAUGUGAGAAGAGGCUAAACAAGCCUUCACAAAAGUGACCAAAUGGCGUCAAGACUGUUUCUCCCUUUUGUGAUUCAUUCAUCCUGCCUGUGAAUUGGAUUGCUGGAGAUCUUCCAUAUUGAGCUUUCCUGUACUAUCAUUACGUUAUAUUGGUAUAUAUUAUUUUAUUCCAAACUGUGGCACUAUGACAGAAUGCCACUAUUGGUGUUCAGAAGGACUGUUUGAAGAAUUUUUAAUUUAAAAAAAAAAUCCCUGUGACAUAUUUAGAUGUUUGGCCUUGCUCCACAAACUCACUUCCUGUAUGCUGGAAUGGCUAGAAUGUACAGUGUUUGGUAAACCCAUUAAGAAAGCAAUUUAGGGCAUGAAGCAAGCAGGGCCUAUAGUUUCUGGUGUGUAAAGAUGGGUUUUAGCUAGCGCUUCGUGGCAUGAGACAGUUGGGCUUAUAGAACAACAUUUUACUAUGGAAAAGCACAUAUACAAGGAUCAACAAAUAGUUUCUCAACAGGAUUAUUUUUAGGGUAUGAAAGAAUACUUCUAAUGAUCCCCUAUACAUUUUUAUAGCUCAUUCCACAACCAGAAUCAACAUAGAAUGAUUUUACACCGUUAUAAUUCCUAUGUAUAAUCCCUACCUUUUCUAUAACGGGAAGCAGCCACAGCACUUCUGUAGGUGAUACUUGAGGGUUCAGGUGUGGAAUGUUGUCCCCUUUUGAUGUUUCCAUUGAUCCCCCAAUGACGAAGGUGUUAUUUAAAACAAUGACAGGUUCAGCCAUAGAAGUACACUGAACACUAAUAUAAAUGUGACAUGUAAAGUGUUGGUUCCAUGUUUCAUGAGCUGAAAUUAAAGAUCCCUGAAAUUUUCCAUAUGCACAAACCCUGUCAGUCAGCAUUUCUCCUUUGCCAAGAUAAUCUAUCCACCUGACAGGUGUUGUAUAUCAACAAGAAGAUUAAACAGCAUGAUCAUUACACAGGUGCACCUUGUUGGGGACAAAAUACCACUCUAAAAUGAGUUCUGUCACAACACAAUACCACAGAUGUCUCAAGUUUUGAGGGAGCUUGCAAUUGGCAUGCUGACUGCAGGAAUGUCCACCAGUGCUGUUGCCAGAAUUGAAUGUUAAUUUCUCUACCAUAAGCAGCCUUCAUCGUUUUUGAGAAUUUAGCAGUACAUCCAACCGUCCUCACAAACACAGACCACAUGUAUGGCGGGUGCCGUGUUGGUGAGCGGUUUGCUGAUGUCAAUGUUGUAAACAGAGUGCCCCAUGGUGGAUUAUGGUAUGGGCAGGCAAAAGCUACGGACAACGAACACAAUUGCAUUUUAUCGGCGGCAAUUUGAAUGCACAGAGAUACCAUGACGAGAUCCUGCGGCCCAUUGGCAUGCCAUUCAUCCGUCGCCAUAACCUCAUGUUUCAGCAUGAUAAUGAACGUGUCGCAAGGAUCUGUACACAAUUCCUGGGAGCUGAAAAUGGCCCAGUUUUUCCAUGGCCUGCAUAUUCACCAGACAUGUCACCCAUUGAACAUGUUUUGGAUGCUCUGGAUUGAUGUGCACAACAGCAUGUUCCAGUUCCCAUUAAUAUCCUGAAACUUCACAUAGCCAUUGAAGAGUGGAACAACAUUCCACAGGCCACAAUCAACAGCCUGAUCAACUCUAUGCGAAGGAGAUGUGUUGCACUGCAUGAGGCAAAUGAUGGUCACACCAGAUACUGACUGGUUUUAGUAAAGGGUCAUGUUUCUUCUUUUUUAACUACUAUAUUCAUUAUCAUUCUGCCAGACAAUGCAUUGUCCCUAUAUUAAAGAAAUUAGCAAGCUAUUUUAAUAUGCAGCUACAUUACAUUUGAAACCUCUAGAGUAACUAUGACACACAAAAGCCUGUUUGUAAAUAUUUAUAUUUAUUAAUAUUUGUCUUCUUCAAAAUGCCUUCUCCAAAAAUGUAUUAUGUACCGCAGUGAUUGUAUGCGAUAUUGAGUAAGAGGUAGAUUGCAUUUCUCGUAAUGAAACUAACAUUCAACUGUCAAACUUUUCUAAUUUUUCUGUGCUAUAUUUUUGUAGUGACUAUAAUUAACAUUCCUGUUAAAAUGCUUAAUGUCAAGAGUUCAACAACCUGGUAUGAUUGCUUUUCUUUGUAUAAACUAUGUGUGGGUGUGGGAAUCACUGAAAUGCCUUUCCAUGUUCUUCAGGGCAACUGGCAUGUUUUCAUACUGUAUUCCUACCUGAAUUCAUUAAUGAUCAAGAAUGAAAAAAUUGCCUUGUAAGUGAAAUACUUUAGCAGAAUUUACUGUGUGCGGUUUAUUUUAUUCAAAAUGUUUGAUCAAUAUGCUUUGUGCAAUGAUUACACAUUUGGGUAUCAGAAAAAAUCAAGGGUCUUUGAGGUAAAGUGUGAUCAAACGUACAUCUUUUAGUGGGGUGCAGUGGCGGAAAAAGUAGGUAGAAAAUAAAUGGAGCCCACAUACUCGAGCUUCACCACAUACCUACUAUUCAGUCCUUCAUGUUGUGUUUAUUAAUAAAGGUAUAUGGUGUUGCUUGAAUAAAGACAGCAGUUUUAA